Molecule: messenger RNA, 5319 nt
Organism: Symbiodinium natans
Lineage: Eukaryota; Dinophyceae; Suessiales; Symbiodiniaceae
Source: the annotation of a GenBank genome assembly
AUGCCGCCGCAGAGCAAGAAGGAUGCAGGGCAGAAAGGCCAGCCAAAAGGUGCUGGGAAGAACAAAGCAACGGCUCCUGUGCUUUCGAUGGUUCGAUUUGCACCACCGGCCAGUGUGCUCUCUGCUCUUCAAGCACGCGCCGGACGAGCGCAGAAUGCCGUCUUGGUUGCCGAAGAGCAGCCUGCUGGCAGCCGAACUUUGGCACAAGAAGCCAAUUGGCUAGCGACCCAGGUCGCAAAAACCACCAAGCGCCUGGAGGCAGAUCUUCGUGCAAAGCAGGACUUGGGCGAGGCAGCACUCCAAUGGCAUUCCCAGCUGGCAGAACACUUGCCUGUCAACUAUGCAGAAGUGGAGCGCAUGGCAGGGCAAUUGGACGCGGAUGUCAAGGAAGCCCUGGAGAUUUUGACGCCCCUGGUCUCCACUUCGACCUCAGCUGCGACACAGGCCUUGUUACACAAAGGUGCACAGAAUGUGGGGCCCAUCUGGCCACCACAGGUGACCGGUCUGCUCGAAAUGGCAGCCAAUGCCCUUCGGAAUAUUGCCGCACUGGAACCACUAGGUCACGGCCGCAGCACAACGAGUGGUUGUGGGGGCCAUAUUCCUUCAGCUCCGUCACAUACAGUUGCUGGCGGCCCGAAUGCCAGGAGAUCACCACCGGGCUUCGAAGGGGGCAUCUUCCCUGGAGCCAUGAUGACAUCUGGCCUCCCCUCAAUGCUUGCAGAGAGCCGCAGAUCCCCGCAUCUACCCCCCUCCGGCAAUCGAUGGACCAAGCGUGCGCAGCCAUCCCCCGAGGAAGACAGGCGUCCAGUGAAGAGCCCAAGGCUGACACCUGUAGGGACGAACGCAGCAGGACAGCCCGAUGCGGUUAGGACAAGCACACAGGACCAUGGGAUGCUGAGCGGUGCGCCAGAGGCUGUGCCGUGGCCACAAGACAGCACUGGCCGCACGCCCACACGUCCCGCACGGACGACCUCUUCCUGGAUGGCGUCGGAUCAUUCUGUUCCUGUGGAAUUGGACGGUUCCGAGGGUCCCAGCGAGCCAGUCUCCUUCUUAGGGGGAGAGGAGCUGGAAGCCCCACUCUCGGCCGUCGAGGAGGACUGGCAGCAGUGGCAACUAAGCUGGAUCACGGCUUGGAACACAUCAGUGGGGCAGCUCAUGGACAUGUGCGGCACCACAGCCACAGCUACACAGAGCAACCCGGCUUUGCGGGAGGUGUUACCGGAGCCGCCACACAUGGAUGCCUUGGAGGUUCGCAGCCAAUGCCAAAGCACACUGAGGACCCUGCAGCAGGCUCCCUGGACUCGUGGCCCAGAGAUCGCGACUGUCGUGGAGGACCUCACACGACGUGAUGUCAUACGCGCCACAAUGCACCGAGGAAUGGCUGUUUCCACAGCUGGUUCUUGGGAACCAUCCCGACUUGGCAGUGCGACUUGGAGCCAGCACACCGGCCCUCCCACACCAUGCUCUGCUGCAAACCUGCGCCUGUCCAUUCUUGCCGGCCUAAUAUGCAUCCUAGCUGGCACUGUGUCCAUCACUAAGGGCUUAGGCCCCCCUUCCGGACGGGGCACCUUCAUUAGUGUUCGGCUCCUCUGGUCGGUGGGACAUUGCACUAUCUGUGGCGGCUGCAUUGCCAUCCAAGGCGCGGAAUUCCUUCUGGCAGUCUUGUCCACCGGACUCCUCCUAGGCUGCGCAUGGAUCGCUCUUGCUGAGCCACCCCCUCUCAAGCCCCGUAGUCACAGGAACUACGGCCUGCCCAUGGAGCAUCAGGUCCUCUGCUUGCUCCUGGCUGCUAUGGGAUGUGGGCUGUGCCUGGCACCGACCGACACCCUUGAGGAGGAUGCUACCUCCAUGAUGCAGAUAGCUGGCCAGGCACACCUCAACCGAGUUCCAGCCUGGUCCCUCAGCCGAGUUCCGCGCAUCCGUAUUAGGCGCGAGCUUCACCCGUUGGAAGAGGUCGGUGCCCGGCCUCUAGCUAUGCAAGAAUUGCGCACGGCUACUUAUACACGGAAGCUGGCCGUGUUCCACGGUGGAGUUGUUGAAGGCCCGGAGCCCAUUCUCUUCAGGGUUGAUAGCCGCCUCUUUAGACCUGCACUUGAUGAGGCCGUUGUGCAUGCCCUCGGCAUCCCUACUGAUGCUGUUGAUGUGCUUGCGCUUGCUUCACCAUUUGACUUUGUCACCCGAGAGCAAUAUGUUCUCCGGCCUCGCUCCUUCCCAUGGUAUGCGCAAGCAGUGCCUGUCUGGAUACGUGGCGAGCUCGAUAGCUUCCAUGUACUGCAAGCAGCAAGAGACGAACAGUGCCAUGAUCUUAUCGCGGCGGCAGCACUAAUUACCCAGACUCCAUCCAUCCCGGAAGCUGAGCAAUGUCAGUGUGUAGAGGGUACUUUUGUGGCCGACUCCCAACCUCUUUUGCAGCCACGUUGUGAUGCGAUUGCUUGGGUGCCAAUCUCACUUCGAGGGCGCCCUACCGGAGUCACUGCCCAACCUCCUUCUGCGGCUGUGUACCGCAGCUCGGGUCCCCUCAGUCAUACACUUUUGUCUUGUGCUGUAAUCACUGCCAAUGGCAUCAUCCAAGCACUCACACCAGCCUUUGCUCCCGACAGCGAGACCUUUCGCACCCUUCGAGCCGAAUUUCCAGAGCUUGCGCCCCUAAUCAUGCGCCGACUGCGAUAUGCUCUGUCAGACCUACCACCGACGCAGUUCCUGGCCUUUCAUCGCGAGGAACUCGGACGGCAUUCUCUGGUUGUCGAUCUGCGUGCUUUGGACCUUGGGCUGAUAACCCUCACUGUACCCAGAUUCAUAUCGUGCAGUCAAAUCCUUGAUGUUACUGCGCGAGAACAUGUGCGCAUCUUAGACACAGCAGCCAUGCAUGAACAGGUGAUGUCGGGGGAGUAUAUCUGUCUGCUCCAUGACCAGCCCGUUGAACCAGAUGUCAUGAUCGAUGUGGCUGGAUUCGAUCUACUUCGGGCAUACCGACCCACUCUUGUUGAAGAACCUAUGGGACGCGACACCGGUAGUGCUGCCUCCUGGGGAACCCCUCUGGCAAAAACCCUGGUUCUGGCUGCUGCACAUUUCAAGGGGUCUGUCGGCAAGUUGUGCCUGCUCCUCAUGGCGGCUGCCAACCAAGCAUACGCCGGUCGUGCUGCCAGUGCUCCACCACACCGUAGCGGUAGAUUGCAGCGUGUCCCAGCCCCCCCAUGUACCCUGCCCAACAAGGCUUCCCAGGCAACUCACGCGGCUAUUCAGCGCGAGCUGCUGGCCUCCGGCAGGCUGCUCACGCCGGUCAUUAGCCCCAGCCCCCUGGGCAUUGAUGACCCGCGUGAAGUCACCUUCAAGGUGUGGCAUCCAGGGAGGGUUCUCACUCGGUGCUACCCGGCGCAGUGGUCAUGGCACGAUGUGCACGCUGAUCUCCUUGAACUCAUAUCCCCCCUAGGGCGGUAUGUCAUCCUACCUGCUGCAGCAGCUCCAAACCAUAGAGCUGUACACGUGGUCGCCAUCUCUAAUGCAGACACGCAUAGCACUAUCCUGGUGGCCCGGGCAGGUGCAUGGAAGUGCCUGGAUGUUGAUUGGCGCAAUCCUGCACCCGACAUUCACGCGUGGGUUGAAGGCAUGGACGGCACUCACUCAUACCGCAUUGAUUGUGCUCACCGGGGGCGUGUUCGACAUGGCGAUGUGUGUGUGGUUGUAGACACCGCUCAAUCGGCUUCCCCCACGCUCUGGGAUAUCAGUACCCUCUCCUUGACAAUGCCAGCUGGGUGCUCUUGGACCCGCACUUUAGGAAGGCAUGUUUUUCCGCUAGUGCAAGCUGGUCAACCACAUCUCUGGCUGCCGCGUGUGCAGGGCGUGACCGCACGCGAAACUGCCAUGGAUAUGCUGAACACAAUCCGCUCGCCGAAUCCCGAAACCACGCAUUUGCUGGAUGUGCCACCAUAUCUCUUAGUCCUUCUAGCGGCUCCUCGAGGAGGGAUGUGCACCCUGGUUUGGUUGCACGACUGCCAUGAAUGCGUCCCACACGGAGUGGCCUUUGCCGUUGACGGGGUGUUUCCAAGCCGUGCAGAUCUUCUCUAUGCGUUGCGUGACCUGCCAGGUGCUGCUUCGGAAAUUUGGCUCCGGGCCACGGAAAUGUUCCUCUUGUGGGGGCCCUCUGAAUCCUUGCACUCUGCCGACAAUGAGGCGGUCGUUGCCGAGAUUGUGACAGCCAGUGUUGACAUGCGACUUCUGCUGUCGCAUAGCCGCACAGACUCUCUCUCCUCUGCACCACGCCAAGGGGCUUAUGGGACAUCCUUCAUGCCGGGUCCUCGAGAGGCCAGGAGUAGUCAGAUUUCCUCCCUUGACUCCUCGCUGACUGAUCCAUGCAUCCCGACCCUAGGUAUUCCUGCGGAAGGCACACUGCAUGUUGUGUACUGCGGCUCUAUUCAGACCAGCUGCGUGGUUCCGUGUCCUAGUCGGCGGCUGCCCUGGGCACUAAUCAUUGGCGAUGAAGUCAGGACGGCGUGUACUGACCGAAUCUCCUGGGCUGAAGUAGCUACUGUAGCGACCAUUUCAGUCUUGGACUUGCACGGGGCAGCGGUUGUCCUCGAGGGGUUCCGCUGGAUGUGGCCGGAACCCAUUACUCAUCUCGGACAUGCCUGUGGCACUUUCCUCCGGCGCGCACCGAAUCAUGACUCUCACUGCUAUGAGGAGCGUGAACACACGCUUCCGCCCCCACCACUGCAUGCCAGGAAUUCUUGUGGUGGCAUUACGCUUACGGGGUGGGCCCAACUAGUUGUUCUGGUUGCUGGAAUGCCACAUGUCGGCCGCUGGCCAAUUAUUGCAUUUCUUGUCAAAGCGGCUACGGCCAUGGUUGUGACAGUGGACCCUGCCACUACACACCCACCUCUUAUGUGUGUCCCUUCACCUGGGUUCCUCAACUUUGCAGAUGUGCUCAACUGCUUUCUUCAACACCCUCCGUUGGAGGGUACACUCUUGAGGGUAUGGCGCCCCUGUUGCGGUCCGGCUGUCUAUCAGUUCCGACCACAGGCUGACCUUGACGGUAUAAGCACUUGGUUGCGUGAACAGGGCUGCAGACCCACUCGUGAUGUGUUCCACCUUGCACAUGACUCUGGCCCGGAUGCCAUCGAUCUGCUGUGCACCCCGCCGGCCUCCGGAGCUUGGUGGAUCUUGCGAGAAGGAGGACACCGGGAACUGCUCAGACCUGUAUGCCAGUUGCCAGAUGUCUCGGAGCAACUGGUCACGAUCGAUGAAGGAGGACAGGCAUGCAGCUUAUUGUGCGGUGGACAACUCGGCUCCCGCCUGAGCUUUUCCCUGGCAAGCGGGCAGUGA